Molecule: messenger RNA, 1175 nt
Organism: Papaver somniferum (opium poppy)
Lineage: Eukaryota; Viridiplantae; Streptophyta; Magnoliopsida; Ranunculales; Papaveraceae
Exons: 3
Coding region: 48-1025 (325 amino acids)
Biological process (GO): ubiquitin-dependent protein catabolic process
Source: RefSeq, a predicted model, not a curated record
AGAGUAGAGAGUUUAGAGUACCAAAACUAAGAUCCCCCAAUUUAACCAUGGCAAGUCGUAAUGGAGAACAGCCUGCUUUCUCUGUGUUUUCUCAAAACUUGGUACCAUUGAGAUUUUUCUUGCAAAGCAACGAUGGGCAUGUGAUAGAGAUUGAGGAGAGCAUUGGUAUGCAGUUUGACGCUAUAAAGCGGCUAGUACAAGGAGGUCAGAUCACAUUAACUUAUGACUGUCGACGGGUGGUAGCUCUGAAUUCAAGUAGAUUCAUUCUGGAUAUCGUCAUCCAGUACACCAGAAACUAUGCCCAGUUACAGGAUAGGAUUAAAAGGAUUGGCUGUGGCUAUAUCACCCUUAUAAGGGCUAGGAAUGAACGCGAUUUAGAUUUCAUAAAAUGGGUGACUGACAAAAGAACCUUUGGUCUCAAUAAGCCCCAAUCUGUCCAGAUGCUUGGGGAAGUUGCAGCUGCAGCAGGCGAUUUGGGAAUGCAGCGUUUACUGGAUGUGAGUUGCGGAGCUCUGUCUAUGCUCAUACAAGACUACACCGAGGAAGAUAUCUAUGCUCUGCUGGGAGUCAGAAUAAAGAAAACUGGUCCCAAGAUGGAAGCUGAUACCAUUGCUGAACAUAUUGGCCAUGCUCGUGAUCUCCAACGCAUGAGUUACGGUAGCCAUCCAAAUUACAUGGGGGGAGCUACACAUCCUGCAACUCCUUUAAUGCCUCAUAUGGGAACAAAUGUUAUGCAAAGCCAACCAAAUCACAUGGGAGGAGUUGCACAUCCUCAGAUGGGGACGAACAGUUUGCAAAAUCCUGGAGGGUCGUUUUACUGGGUGGGUGAUCAGGGAGUCGUCAUGGAAGGAGUGAAUCUUCAACGGAGGAUUCCAGAAAAUGGCACCAAGAAUGUCAAUUUCAGUAAAACUCCAGAAUAUUUUUCGAAUGUUAACCAACUUUCGCUGACUUUUGGUCAGCUCAAUCUUGGGCGUGAUGGGGAUCCUCUUUUCACAGACAUGGAAAUGCUCAGGAUGAUCAGCUGAUCCAUGGGCGGAAGAAUUAUUACCCUCAUAAUAAUUAGGAGUUGUUUGAAUGGAUUUGUUAUUGUUGGCUCUUGUCGACAGAAUUUAUCAAAUAAAUUUCAGUGUCAACUUUUAUUUCCUUUGUCCAACUGAGUUGAUAUUUUAUGAAAA